AUGGCCUCCUUUACCCUUCCCUCUUACUUUAUGCCUAUCUACCCCAACUACUACUUUGGCCACCGCACAGAACACCACGUCCAGCUUGCGCCUGAACAUUUACAACAGAUGUACUUGCAAGCGCGAUUCGAAAUCGAGCAGAGUAAAUUUUCAUUGAUGAUUGACAGUAUAUUUGAAGAAUAUUACGGGCACGGCAACUACAACAUUGACAACUACUACAUCGUUAGCCAACAGCAGGCACCAUGGGCGCCUCAACCAAGCAAGAUAACAACACUGUAUUCGCCAAUAACAAUCGCUGACACCUCAUAUGCAGAUGCUCCACUCCACUUUGGUGGUUACAAUGCUCCGUUCACACCGAUGCACCUGAUGCAUCAGGUUCAACUACAGGUCCCACAAAAUGGACCUGUCCCUACCCCUGACCCCUUCCCUUCUCGAGCAAACGCGAACCAGAGUUCUUCGUGUAAUAGUCCGGCAGAGAUAAUUGACCUUACCGAAGAUAAUUUGAUUGAGGCAUCCAGUUCGGCUUCUGCUUUGGCCAAUGAGGUUAUUGCUGUCCAGUCUGCUGCAUCUGAAGAUCCUCGGCUCUUGUUUCCGAGGUCGCUGCCGAAAUAG
Molecule: messenger RNA, 612 nt
Organism: Macroventuria anomochaeta
Lineage: Eukaryota; Fungi; Ascomycota; Dothideomycetes; Pleosporales; Didymellaceae
Exons: 2
Coding region: 1-612 (203 amino acids)
Source: RefSeq, a predicted model, not a curated record